AUGGCAUCGUACAAGAUUUCCGCUCCGGACGAGUACCUCGCCAUAACUGGCAUGGGUAUUCGUACCGUCAGAAUCACCAAGGCCGCCUGGGUCUGGCCUUUUCAGCGAUAUACUCGCUUCAGUGUGCAGCCUCACGACUAUGCCAUGGACCUCCAGGCAAUGACCAAGGAGAAGCUACAGUUCUCUCUCCCCGUUGUCUUCACAGUCGGACCCGACGUGAACCAACGCGGAGCAAACGUUAAGGGCGGUGUCACGACAGAUACAGUCUCUCACGAUGGAGAACCGAUUGAUGAGACUACAGACCAUCGAGAAGACUCUGGAGAUGCUCUCGUCAAGUACGCAAUGCUGCUAGCUCGCUCCAAUAGCGGCAACAAGGUCGUCGCGGAGCGGGAUCAUGUUGAAAACAUCGUCAAGGGUAUUAUCGAGGGUGAGACGCGUGUUUUGGUUUCCGGAAUGACUAUGGAAGAAAUCUUCACCGAGCGUGAAGUUUUCAAGCGUCGCAUCUUUCGCAACAUUCAAGGCGAACUCCAGCAGUUCGGCCUCAAGAUCUACAACUCCAACGUCAAGGAGCUCAAAGAUGCACCGAACUCCAUCUACUUCGAGUCACUUUCCAAGAAGGCGCACGAGGGUGCAACCAAUCAGGCCAGAAUCGACGUUGCGGAAGCUCAGUUGCGGGGUAAUGUUGGCGAAGCCAAGAAGAAGGGAGAGCAGGAUCGCGAGAUUGCCAAGAUCAACGCCGAGACAGCGGUCCAAAAGACAGAGCGAGACAUUGAGCGAGCGCAAGCUGAAGCACGUCUGCAUACUCAACAAGCUGCUCUUUCACGAGAUGUCGACAUUGCCCGAGUUACUGCUAAACGUACUCUCGAGUCCAAGGAUGAAGAUCUGAAGCGCGAUGUCGAAAUCAAGCGUGCCGCUGCUGAGAUGGAACGUCUCCGCGCCCAAGAUGUCGUCAAAGCAACUAUUAUUCGUGAAUCCAAACAGCAAGCCGCAGAUGCAGCAGCAUAUGAGGUUUCGGCGCGGGCCCAGGCUGAAUGGGAGUCUGGUAAACGCGCGGCAGAUACCGAGGCAUACAAGACUCGAAUUGCUGCAGAAGCAAAUCAAGAGGCGAGUCAGCGUGGAGCAGAUACGGAGGUUUACAAAAACCAAAAAGCUUCCGAUGCAAACGCAUACAAAACUCGUGUGACGGCUGAGGCAAACCAAGAGGCAAACCAAAAGGCUUACGACGCAGAGGCAUAUAAGAUUCGUGUGACAGCCGAGGCAAACCAGGAGGCAAGUCUCCGAAACGCUGAGGCUGCCCUUGUGCGAACUCUUAAAGAAGCCGAAGGUAUCACGGCAAUGGCAGACGCAUAUAGCAAACUCUCUGUCGCAUUUGGUGGUCCAGCCGGUCUUCUCCAAUACAUGAUGAUCAAAGAAGGCACUAUUGUCGAGCUCGCCAAAGCAAACGCCAGCGCUAUCCGUGGAUUGGAGCCCAAGAUCAGCGUUUGGAACACUGGAAACCAAGGCAGCGGCUCUGAACCAACCGAUGUCAUGCGCAAUGUUUACCAGAUGCUUCCACCACUGAUGACUACAAUCAACGAGCAGACUGGCAUUACUCUCCCUGAGUGGCAGUUUGGCCGACUCAACGCCGCUCAGGGGGCCAUGACAGAGAGCAACAAUGUGAAUGGGGCUGGAAAGAAGAAGUAAAUAACAUGGCACUAGACUUUCUUUAACUUUUCGUUUGUGGGCUUCUGCUUUCAUAUGUAUUAUCAAGGUGCUGGAAGUUGGUGUCUGGGGAGUUGGUAUUUUGAGCUUCUGUUUGAGUUUGCUGUGAGAAUAUGGAUGGAACAGGACAAGAGACUGAUGAAACACCGUCGUUUUCUUUUGUACUUUUGGGGGGUUAAUUUUUUUACUAUGAUAUUGUUAAUCAUGGCAUAUACCUAAAUAUCAAGAAAUUUAUAUUCUUUCG
Molecule: messenger RNA, 1945 nt
Organism: Trichoderma virens Gv29-8
Lineage: Eukaryota; Fungi; Ascomycota; Sordariomycetes; Hypocreales; Hypocreaceae
Exons: 1
Coding region: 1-1683 (560 amino acids)
Biological process (GO): protein localization to plasma membrane
Cellular component (GO): plasma membrane
Source: RefSeq, a predicted model, not a curated record